AUGGAAGAGGAUGAACAAGAGAGGAAAAACCGCGGUAAAGUUAUGUUUGUCACAAGUAGUCAAGAGACAUCUAUGCAUAAUGAAUCAAAGAUCACGGACUCGAUCAAAAAGGGUUGUUGGGAAAACAUCAGAAGUGACCUUCAACUGCUGAGAACAGAUGUCGGGAAGUUGAGUGACAAGUUAGACUCUUUGAAGGGAGAAGAAGAUAAAAAGAUGGAGGUUAGCAUGGUUUCGCGUUUUCGCUUGGGUCUUAUGCGCUCCUUCAUUCACAAAUGCAGGUACUGCACGGUCAUCCCCGGAGGUGCACAAUCUUCGUCCCAGAGUCUCACGCAUGGAGUAGUACCACAGGGGUCCUCGCCAUACACAAAUACUUCUGGACUUUGUUCUAAGCUCUGUGAGAGCACCCGUGAACUCGAGGACUGGUCUAGAACUAACCAUUUCAAGUUGAAUACCGAGGAGAAAAAGUCUAUGUUUGUGACGGGAAGUAGGCUAUUCACUCAAAUCGGUGGUACCGGUGUCAAUGCGAUGAAAAUCUUUACCGGUAAUGGGGACGAACUAAACAACACCACAAGUCACAAGUUACUUGGAGUCUCUUUUGAUCAAGACCUCAGCUUUAGUGGACAUGUUGAACAACCAUACAAAAUCACAAAUGAUCUUAGUCAGAUGAGAAGUUUGAUCGGUAACCUUAGGGACAAAUUGGACACAUUGAUGGUACAACGUGGAGAAACAAAACGUGAAGAUGGUUUUGACCCCACCGAAAUGAUCGAUAACAUUCGCCAACUGUACAAAGCCCGCGAGGGUACGAUGAACCUCCUUCCCUGGUGUGAACACUUAAACUUUUCUUUUGGAGAUUUCUACACCAGACUUAAAGUUAUCUACAAAGAGAAAACGAGAGGAACAGCUACAGAUCGAGUUGUCACCAUGUCUAAAAUCUUCAACGCGCACGAAGAACGUGAAGAACCAAGAGUUGUGUUAAUCGAAGGGAAGCCUGGUAUGGGAAAGACAACUUACUGCAAAAAAGUUGUUUUUGACUGGGCUACUCAAAAACUCACAACUGGAAAUUACUUCGCAAAAUUCCUCAUAGUGCUUUUGAUUAAAUGUCGUGAAGUUAGGUCUCACCUUUGGGAAGCCAUUGACGAUCAACUUCUACCACGAGAUGUAGACAGUGACCAAAGAAGGAGAUUCUUCGACUUCAUUCGCAAAGAUCAAUCCAAAGUUCUCCUGGUGCUCGAUGGAUUGGAUGAAGUGUCUGAGGGUCGACUACCAACGUUUACAGAUAUUAUUCAGGGCCGAGUGCUGCCAAAUUGUCGCGUGGUUGCUACAGCACGACACGAAGGUGGAGCCAAAGUUCGAAAAUACUGCAAUACACUGCUGGAGGUCGAGGGAUUCACUAAUAAAGAUGCAAGAAGCUUUAUUAACAAAUAUUUCAAAACGAGGAAGGACUUGGCCAAAAAGCUUAUGGUCCAGCUGCGCGAUAAUCGAAAACUUCGAGACAUGGUAGCGAAUCCUCUUAACUGUGCGCUUUUUUGCCUAGUCUGGGAAGAAUUUAACGGUGUCUUUCCUAAAAGCAGAUCGGAGCUGUACAUGAACAUAGUUGAGUGUGUACUACGAAGAUACAGAACGAAGAAACAACUUCCAGAAAACGGCAAAGACCUUGUUGAACUUUACGAAAGCCAAUUGAAACACCUUGGCUCGAUAGCUUUCAAAGGCUUACUUGAAGACAACUUGGACUUUGACGAGAAGGAGCUUGGAGAAUACAAAGCAACUGAUUUACCUGAAUUAGGAUUUCUUUCCGUUCAGCCCGGUGGCAGUAAACUAAGACCGACGAGACGAUAUGGCUUUCUUCACAAGACUUUUCAAGAGUUCUUCGCAGCACUGGAUCUCAGUUGUCACCUAAUCAAGCAAGAAAUAAGCACGAAGAGCAUAGCUGCUGACAGACGAUAUCGCGAUCAGCUGAAAGAAGUGCUUUUGUUUACAUUUGGCAUUCUAGCAACACGGUGUAAGGAAACAGCAGAGAAGCUUGUAAAAAGUAUGGCAACGCUGUUAAACCUGGAGGACGGGGAUAAGGAAGUCGCCGAUAGUAUGACUGUUACAUUGAAGUGCAUUUAUGAAUGCAAAAAUGAUACAAAUUUCGAUGUAAAAUUGGCCCGCACUCUCGGCUGUUGUCUUGAAAUUGAAACUAUUGAUGUUUCACAAAGAAAAUUACAGGGAGUGAGGGCUGUCUUGCUAACAAACGUUCUUACAGCAAAUACAAGUGUGACCGAGUUAAAUUUGGCUGGAAAUCACAUUGGUAAAGCUGGUGCUGUUGCUCUAGCUGAGUGUUUAAAAGAGAAUACAUCACUGAAAGAGUUGGAUUUGUAUUUCAAUCACGUUGGUGAAGCUGGUGCUGCUUCUCUGGCUGAGUGUUUGAAAGAAAAUACAUCUCUGACAGUGUUGUGUUCGUCUUUGAAUAACAUUGGUGAAGCUGGUGCUGCUGCUCUAGCUGUGUGUUUGAAAGAAAAUUCAACUCUGAGGGAGUUGUAUUCGGAUAUCGAUGACAUUGGUGAAGCUGGUGCUGCUGCUCUGGCUGACUGUUUGAAAGAAAAUACAUCUCUGACAGUGUUGUAUUUGUCUCUGAAUAAUAUUGGCAAUGCUGGUGCUGCUGCUCUGGCUGACUGUUUAAAAGAGAAUACAUCUCUGACAGAGUUGUAUUUGUCUCGAAAUAACAUUGGUGAAGCUGGUGCUGCUGCUCUGGCUCAGUGUUCAAAAGAGAAUACAUCUCUGACAGAGUUGACUUUGCGUGGUAAUGAUAUUGAUGAAGCUGGUGCUGCUGCUCUGGCUCAGUGUUUGAAAGAAAACACAUCUCUGGCAGUGUUGUAUUGACCUUGAAAUUACAUUGGUGAUUCUGGUGCUGCUGUGGGGAAGU
Messenger RNA from Stylophora pistillata, 2905 nucleotides. RefSeq names its product nucleotide-binding oligomerization domain-containing protein 2-like. NCBI's taxonomy places the organism in Eukaryota, Metazoa, Cnidaria, Anthozoa, Scleractinia, Pocilloporidae. The record is from RefSeq and is a predicted model, not a curated record.